CGGUUCGUUGUGAAAUCAAACAAAAAUUAGCUGUGGCAACUGUACCUUGGAGGCAGUAUGCGAAAGCGAAAAAAGUGUGCUAGACACUAGAGCAGCUAACAGUUAUUUAGACUAGUCUAGUCAAGUCUAAUCCGGGGUGCAAAUGGCCACUGGAAUCGAGCUGAUGGUGGCUGCUGCACUGUGCCUGGCCUGUCCACCGGUUAAUAACACCCUCCCGGAGGGCCUCAUACUACUUGGCGAGGAUGGCAGCAUGGUCACGGACGUGCCCAUCGAUGUGGACGCAGCGAAUGUGGGCCUGGAUGAGGAAACGCCCGUGGAAACGCUUGAGGUGUUGCGCAACAAGAGGGAGAAGCUGCGCAACAUGAAGACCUGGAUCAAUGGCAGGCAUCUGCGCAUAGCCACGCUCGAGGAUUACCCAUUGAGCUACACACAAACGCUGGAGAACGGCACUCGCGUUGGUCGAGGCGUUUCCUUUCAGAUCAUCGAGUUCCUGCAAGAGAAAUUCAAUUUUACCUACGAAGUCGUUGUGCCGCAGGACAACAUCAUUGGCUCGAAGGCCGACUUGGAUCGCAGUCUCAUUGAAAUGGUCAACAACAGCCAAGUGGACUUAGCUGCCGCCUUUAUACCCUCUCUGUCGGAGCAGCGCAGCUUUGUGUUCUAUUCCACAACGACGCUGGAUGAGGGCGAAUGGAUUAUGGUGAUGCGACGUCCGCGAGAGUCGGCGGGGGGAUCUGGUUUGCUGGCGCCCUUCGAAUUUUGGGUCUGGAUACUCAUUUUCGUAUCGCUGCUGGCCGUUGGACCCAUCAUCUAUCUGCUGAUCAUAAUCCGAAAUCGCCUGACAGGCGACGCAGUGCAGCAGCCGUAUUCCCUGGGCCACUGCGCCUGGUUCGUCUACGGCGCACUCAUGAAGCAGGGCAGCACCCUCUCCCCCAUCGCAGACUCGACACGCCUCCUCUUUGCGACCUGGUGGAUAUUUAUUACAAUUUUAACCUCGUUCUACACGGCCAAUCUGACCGCGUUUCUGACCCUCUCAAAAUUCACGCUGCCCUACAACACGGUCAACGAUAUUCUAUCGAAGAACAAACACUUCGUCUCCAUGCGCGGCGGAGCCGUUGAGUACGCCAUACGCACGACGAAUGAAUCGCUGUUCCUGCUCAAUCGAAUGAUUCAAAACAAUUACGCCGUCUUCACGGACAACUCGAACGACACGUACAAUCUGCAGAACUAUGUGGAGCGGAAUGGCUAUGUGUUCGUGAGGGAUCGACCUGCCAUCAAUAUCAUGCUCUACAGGGACUACUUGUAUCGCAAGUCGGUCAGCUUCAGCGACGAGAAGGUGCACUGUCCCUUCGCCAUGGCCAGGGAGCCAUUCCUGACCAAGAAGCGCACUUUCGCCUAUCCAAUUGGCUCGAAUCUGAGCGAGCUUUUCGACCCCGAACUUCUCAAUCUGGUGGAGUCUGGCAUAAUCAAGCAUCUGUCGGCCAGGGAGCUGCCGAGCGCAGAGAUUUGCCCGCAGGAUCUGGGCAGCACGGAGCGUCAGUUGAGGAACGGAGAUCUGAUGAUGACCUAUUAUAUAAUGCUGGCCGGCUUUGCCACCUCUUUGGCCGUCUUUAGCACCGAGCUGCUGUUCCGCUACCUCAAUGCCCGCCACGAGGCCAACAAGUGGGCACGACACGGCGUGGGGCGCUCACCCAAUGGCCAGUCCGUCAAGCCUUCGAGGUGGCUGCGUGGUCUGCGACGCCUGCAUAGCGGCGAUAAGCAGCUGCUGGGCUCGUCCACACAUGCCCAGAACAUAACGCCACCGCCGCCAUAUCAAAGCAUCUUCAAUCAUGGCGGCGAGCUACAGCAGCAACGUUGGCAUCAGGCUGGCAAGGCACACGGCCUGGUUCUGGGCGGGAAUCAGAACGGCGGGGUGCGACGCCUGAUCAACGGCCGGGACUACAUUGUCUUUCGCAAUGCGAAUGGCCAGAGCCAACUGGUGCCAGUCAGAUCGCCAUCGGCCGCCUUGUUCCAGUACACGUAUACGGAGUAGCCCAGCCUGGCUGAGGCCAACUUUGACCUUUUCUUAAAAACAAACGCAAUUUGAUGCACUUCAUCACACACAGUUAGCUCUAGUGCAGAGAC
Molecule: messenger RNA, 2121 nt
Organism: Drosophila hydei
Lineage: Eukaryota; Metazoa; Arthropoda; Insecta; Diptera; Drosophilidae
Gene: Ir76b
Product: glutamate receptor ionotropic, delta-1
Exons: 5
Coding region: 143-2029 (628 amino acids)
Cellular component (GO): membrane
Molecular function (GO): glutamate-gated receptor activity
Source: RefSeq, a predicted model, not a curated record